Messenger RNA from Thamnophis sirtalis, 1111 nucleotides. The record is from RefSeq and is a predicted model, not a curated record. NCBI's taxonomy places the organism in Eukaryota, Metazoa, Chordata, Lepidosauria, Squamata, Natricidae.
GUUUUCGUCUGGGAAAAUGGAGGAGUUCGCGUGUUAUCGGUGUAUUGAAUGCAGUACAAAAGCGACUGAGCUGUACAAGGAUUAUCAACGUGGUGUGUUGCGGAUCUCUAUCUGCAAAUCCUGCCAGAAGCCAGUGGACAAAUAUAUAGAAUAUGAUCCUGUCAUCAUCUUAAUUAAUGCUAUCUUAUGCAAAGCACAAGUGUACAGACAUAUCUUGUUCAAUACAAAAAUAAAUAUUCAUGGAAAGCUUUGCAUAUUUUGUUUGCUUUGCGAGGCUUAUCUCAGGUGGCUGCAGUUACAGGAUUCAAGUCAAAGUACUGAGCCUGAUGAUUUAAUUAGAUAUGCCAAAGAAUGGGAUUUCUAUCGAAUGUUUGGAAUAACAUCUUUGGUUACUUUGAAUACUAGUCGCAAACUGUGUCUGAUGGUCAUUUUGAAUGGAUUACUUUUCGAAAAUGGCAUCAUUUACUUGUUCCAGAAAAUAGGAUGGGAUGUCUGAGAAAAACUUGUUUCCUUAGGAUGAUAGUGAAAAUAUUUUAAGCUGUAGAAAAUAUUGCCUUUCAAGUCAUUCACUUCAUCACCGGUCAGUAUUUGAUCACUCCAAACAAAGUGGUAAAGAAAUGCUGAAUGUAAAUGAAACUUUCUAUGCCAAACCAACCAAUUGACCCAUAAUAAUUUAAGAGUGAUGCACUGAUAUUUAAUUUUUAUAACAAUUUUGCUAUGUUUGAUGUGAUGGUGUUGUGCUAAAGUAAGAAUAUUGUUCUUUUAGCUGUUCUUUUUUCCUUCUGCAUUCCUUUACAUUUAAAAGAAAAAGGUAUGCGAUUGUUUUAUUAUAAAGUACAAAGAAGAAAAUUAUCAUACUAAAAAGAUGCAAAAUGACAAAACAAGAAAAAAAACCAGUUUGACUCAAAGGUGUGUUCUGAUAGCCACUCAUAAAAUAACAGUAAAGUGGCUUCACUUUGACAUUUCUGGCAGUUGUGCUACUGGAAACACUGGAAAUAUAUUUUUAUUUGUGGAGUACUCAUACUUUUAAGUUGAUAUUUAUACAUCCUCCAAGGAACAAAUAUAAUUUUAUAGACAUAUUUAUAAAUAAAGGAUUUUUUUAAUGACUAAA